Messenger RNA from Eriocheir sinensis (Chinese mitten crab), 6575 nucleotides. RefSeq names its product leucine-rich repeat-containing protein 24-like. The transcript is spliced from 6 exons. The record is from RefSeq and is a predicted model, not a curated record. Lineage: Eukaryota; Metazoa; Arthropoda; Malacostraca; Decapoda; Varunidae. Gene Ontology annotation, cellular component: extracellular matrix. Bases 1 to 729 code for a protein of 242 amino acids.
AUGGAGAUAAGACAGCCUGGCCCACCGUUCCGCGUGGGUCACCUGCUCGCCACGGUCCACACCCUGCAGAAGCUCCACCUCGAAGUCCGGGAGAAGGCGCUGACGGACCAGAUCACGGGUGCCUUCGGUCCCAAACUGAAGGAGCUGCACAUCACGGGGAAGGCGCUGACGGAUAUCGACGCGAACACCUUCCGAGGCUUCCAAAACAAACACGAGUUGCUCCUGAGUAUUACGGACACCUCUAUCGAGACCUUCCCUGACGGCCUGCUCGCGCACCUGUCUGACGUGGCCUACCUGUCUCUGGACCUGCGUCGUAACAAGCUGAGAUACCUGAGUCCACAAGUCCUGUACGAGAACAGCUCCACCUGGGAGAGCAAGGGGACCACUUUCGUUGCAGGUGGCCUAGCUCUGGAGGGCAACGAGUGGGGAUGCGACUGCUCCCUGGUGUGGCUCGGGCGGUGGCUGAGGCGCUGGCUACGGGAGACUCUGCUGAUCCACACGGCGGUUCUCAAGGGCGCGCAAAGGGUCCACACCCUCGCCCGCGCUGCCACUUGCUACGAGCCGCGGACAGGCCAGAACGUCCCUUUGCUCGAUCUCCACGCGGAAGACCUCGGCUGCCAAGCGUCCGCCUUGAGUGACGCCAGCGCCGCCCCGCCCAUCGCCGCCCCACCGCCGCCCCUACCCGCCCUCGCCCUUCUCCUGGCCGCCCUUGUGGUUGUGGGGGCGUGAUAGUGAAGGGUAUAAGGGGAGGAGGGGGAAGGGAAGGAUGGAUAGUGACCGCCAGUGAGGAAGGAAAGAAAGCAGAAGGGAAGGAAGGAAAAAGGAGUGGAUAAAAAGAAGGAAGGAGAGGAUGGUUGUGUGUGUAGUUAAGGAAGGAAGGAAGGAAGGAAAGACGUAUGCAUGAGGUGUAAGGUGUAAGAGAAGGAGGAGGAGGAGGAGAAGGAGGAGGAAGAAGAGGAGUGUAAGGAAGUAAACUCAACACCAAUGAAAAUUAAGAGGAAAAAGAAGAAAAAAAAGGAAGAUAGGAAGAGAAAAAGAAAGUAUGCGUUGGUAUGGAAAGCAAUGAAGAGAAAGGAAAAUAUGGAGUGUAUAGAAAGAAUAAAGAGGAAGAGGAGGAGGAGGAGGAGGAGGAGGAGGAGGAAGAGCUGUGAGUUUUACAAUGAUGGGUGUGGUGAUAACAUGAAGACCAGACAGGAAGAGAGGAAAGCGUUUAAAAUGAAGGAGGAGGAAGAAGAUGAAGAGCAGGAGGAGGAGGAAGAGGAGGAGGAGAAGAAGUACGAUAGGGAGGAGGAGAAGGAGAACGGGAAGGAGGAGAAGAGAGCGUUUAAGAAAGAUGAAUGUCCGAAGUAGGAGGAAGGAGAAGGGGAGGAGGAGGAGGAAGAAGAGGAGGAGGAGGAGGAAGAAGAGGCCAUGGAGUCGUGAUGAGUAGAUAAAACAGGAGAAUAAAACAGAUAAAAAAAAAGAAUAAUGGCAAUGAGAAUCCAUGACGGAGAGGAAGAGGAAGAGGAAGACAGAGACAAAGAGGAGGAGAAGAAGAAAAAGAGGAAGAAGAUGGACACGAGAGAAAAUAGAUGAGGAGAGAAAGAAAGAGAGAGAAGGGUGAAGAGGAUGAUGGUAAAGAGAGAACAUAAGAAGAAGAAGGAGGAGGAGGAGAGAAAGUGAUAAAGAAGGGAAUGAUAAAAAAAGGUUAACAAAGGAAGAUAAAGAGAGAGAACGAAGGAGAAAUAGGUAAGAAAUUAGAUUGAAUGAUGAUGAUGAUGAUGAUGAUGAUGGCGAUGUAAAAUAAUGACAAAAGAAACACAAUUAAGGAGAAAGAUAAGUGAGAGAGAGAGAGAGAGAGAGAGAGAGAGAGAGAGAGAGAGAGAGAGAGAGAGAGAAUAAUUGUUUGUAGUAAAGAGAGACACAAUGGAGAGUAAAGAAAAGAAAAGAAAGAAAAAUAUAAAAAAAACAAAGAUCAGAAACAAGAAACGAAUUGGAGAGAAAAAAAAAGGAGAAUAUGAAAGAAGAGGAGGAGGAGGAGGAGGCCAAAAAAAAAACAAUAAAAGAAUGAAUGGGAAACGAAAAUAAAGAAAUAGAGAAAGGAAAAAAACAAAAGAAGAAUGAAAGGGAAACGAGAAGAAAGGAAGAAAAGGAAUGAAAAAAAAAUAAAGAAAAGAAGAAAACCGGACCAGAAGGAAACAAGAUAACUGAAUAGGAAACGAGAAGAAAAGGAGAAGGAAAGAAAAGAGGAAUAGAAAGAAAGCAAAAGAGCAAGAAAGGAAGGAAAAACAAAACAACACAAAAAAACACGGACCGGCCUGCCAGAAGAAACACAUCAAAAAAAAAAAUACAGAGGAACACAAAAUAAAGAAACAAAACUCUACGCCUCGAAACUUCCUAACAGGUGACCAAGGAGGGAGUUUCAGUUUCAAUGGAGGAAUAAUCAUAAGGAGAAACUUGGAGAGGGAGAGAAAGUAUGUGUUUGUUUGUAUAUAGACGAAAGAAACACGAAUAUGGGAGAAUAAAUGAGAGAGAGAGAGAGAGAGAGAGAGAGAGAGAGAGAGAAAGAAAGGUCAAGUGUGUACUGAGUGGAGAGAAAGGAGGAGGAGUGGAGAGAAAGAGGAGGGAAGUCUCUCUCCAUCCGCCACUAACACCACACCACUUAUUGUUCUCUCUCUCUCUCUCUCUCUCUCUCUCUCUCUCUCGUAAUGGAGGUGGAACAAUGGUGGUGAUGGUGAUGGUGGUGAUGAUGAUGAUGAUGAUGAUGAUGAUGAUGAUGAUGAUGAUGAUGGUGAUAGUGAUAGCACAAUCCGUACCAUGUGGCAAAUUCCAAACACAAUCAUUAUAGCAUUUUGUCAAUCAUAGUUAGUAAGGCCUUGAGAGAGAGAGAGAGAGAGAGAGAGAGAGAGAGAGAGAGAGAGACGCCUGGCAGUGAAAUACAAGUCACCAUAUGUUCCUUGUUAACACACACACAAAAAAAAUAAUCACAAUAAACAAAACAAAGAAAAUAAGUGAUGGUGAAUGAUGGUGAAUGAUGAUGAUGAUGAUGAUGAUGAAGUAGUGUCUUUACGGUGUCUUGAUAGUGACUUCUCUCUACACAUGGAGGUGAAUAUGACUGUGAUGGUGAGGGUAUGGUGAUGAUGGUGAGGGUAUGGUGAUGAUGGUGAGUGUGUUAAGCUGAAGAAAGUCGUGAUUGUGAAAGAAUAGGAUGAGAACGGCGAGGAAGACAAAGUAAAGGACAGAUAAUGACAGUGAUGGUGAGGAUAUGGUGAAGAUGCUGAUGGUGAGUGAUAGUGAAAGCUUCGAGGGAGACGAAGUAAAGAGAAAGAAGAGUGGUGAUGGUGGAAGUGAUAGUGAUUUGAUGGUGAGGCGGAUGUGGUGAUGGUGACUGAUGGUGAGGGCGGCGAAAGAGACGCUGUAUCAAGACGGGGAAAAAAUAUAGUGAGUGUUAUAAUGGUGAUGAAGAUGAUGGUGACAAAGGAGAGGAGUGAGCAGUGACAGUGACCCAGGCCGUUGUUGACAGUGACGAUGAUGGUGAUGGUGAUAACAAUAGUGAAGUGAAUCACAAGUGUGCGGGCCUACUAUUUUCACUAUACUGUUUGUUCUUUUUUUUUUUUUUUGGUUCUUUUGCGCGGUGAAGAAGACAAGGUGGAGGGCUGAAUUUAUGUUUGCCAAAAAAAUAAAAAAUAAACAACUGACGCGAUAAACAAAAGAAGAAUCAGCUGACAACACAAACAAAAGGAGGUCAGUGAAAAAGAAACACACAGACACACACACAAUCAGAGAGAAUACAGAAACACAGGAAGGUAGACUGAUGAAAAAGAAAAAUCGUCUUGAAACACAAAAUAAGACCAAGAAAAUAGAAAAUGUCACAGGAAAGGAGAAAGGUAAGCUACUGGAAAACGAAGCAAAGGGAAAUUCAGCUUGAAGAUAAAACAGUAAGAACAAUUAAACAAUGCAAUCAUCUCGAAACACAAAAAAAGACGAAGAAAAUAGGAAAUAUCACAAUAAAAGAGAAAGAAAAGCUACUUGAAAACAGAGAAAAGGGAAAUUCAGCUUGAAGAUAAAAAAAAAAGAGCAAUUAAACAAUGCAAGAAAAAGAUGAAAAAAAAAAGAUUGAAAACAGACAGAAGAAAAAACGAAAUAAAAAUACAGAAAAAUCCUACUUGAAAACAUGAGAAAAGAAAGCAGCUUGAAAACAAAGAGGAAAGAGGAAAGAAGAAAAAAUUGACUUCAAAACAAAGACAACAGGAGAAAACAAGACAAUGCAAGAAAGGAAAAGGAAAAAAAUCAACUUGACAACACGAAAAAUAAAGAAAAUCCAGCAACUCAAGAAAAGAAAAAACUGCGCCGUGAAACCAAAAAAAGACAAUUUUUAACCAUGGAAAACAAAAACAAAAAAAAAGGAAAAAAAGCAGAACACAACAACUUAAUGAAACACAAAUAUAAGCAUGACAUCACAAAGGAAAAAUCACACACACACACACACACACACACACACACACACACACACACACACACACACACACAUCGAAACACACCUGAACGAAAAAAACAUACAAGCGGAAAGAGGGAAACAUGAAAGCAAACACACAAACAAACACACAGCAACUCCCUUCUUUUAAACACACGACGAAGUAAACAAUUAAAAAACAAACAAACAAACACCGAGCCUUAUCAUCAUUAUUAAAGCUUGAGGAGAAGAAAAAAAAUAAUUACCAGAACAAAAAAAAUAUAUCAAAAAAGAAAAAAAAAGAAAUAGUCAGUCACGUAGGGUUGGUGUUUACACGGACAGACAAACAAACGCACAAACAGGGGAAGCACAAACAGCCGCCACCAUCAUGCACGGGAGGUCACGAGGGGCGGCAAACAAUCAAACAGGCAAACAAACAGCAGCAAAUUAAGGAAAUAAAUAUAAAUGCGAGUCGACGCAGAUCAUACAAACAGGCCGAAAUAAAAGGGGAGACUUGAUUCCCGUGUAUUUACCAACGUGGAGUCAACGGGAAGAGUAUAGAUAACAUAAAAAUAGAUGUAAAUAUGCAAAGAAAUAAGUAAUAGACGAAACAACUUUGCCAUACGAGAGAAAAACAUUGAUUCUUGUGUGGAGUCAACGGAAAGAGUAGACAACAUAAAAAUAGAUGUAAAUAUGCAAAAGAAUAAGUAAUAGACGAAAUAACUUUUGCCAUACGCGAGAAAAAACAUAGAUUCCCGUAUAUUUACUAACGCGGAGUCAACAGGAAGAGUAGAUAACAUAAAAAUAGGUAUAAAUAUGCAAAAAAAAUAAGUAAUAGACGAAAUCAUUUUGCCAUACGCGAGAAAAAACAUAGAUUCCCGUAUAUUUACUAACGUGGAGUCAACAGAAAGAGUAGAUAACAUAAAACAUAGAUAUAAAUAUGCAAAAAAAUAAGUAAUAGACGAAACAACUUGGCCAUACGAGAGAAAAACAUUGAUUCUUGUGCAUUUGCCAACGUGUCAGGAAAUGGACUAAACAAAAAGAGUAGAUAACAUAAAAAUAGAUAAAAAUGCACAAAAAAAAGUAAUAGGCGAAUAACUCUGCCAUACGCGAGAAAAACAUUGAUUCUUGUGUAUUUGUCGACGUGUAAGGAAAUAAAGUAAACAGAAAAAGUAGCUAACAUAAAAAUACACAUAAAUAAGUAAAAUAAAUAAAUAUGAUACGAAAGAUCUUUGUCUUAAGCGAGAAAAACAUUGAUUCUUGUGUAUUUAUCAACGUAAAAAGAAAAGGAAUAUACAGGAAGACUGGAAAACGUAAAAACAGACACCGUAAAUUAAUGAAAUAAAACUAAAUAAGAUACGAAAGGUCUUUGCCACUCGGGGGAAAUUAAAUCAAAAGAAAAUGAGGUGGAGGUAAUUCAUAUAUGAGUGUAAUUCAUGAACGCAAAAAGUAUAAAUAGAAAAAGAAACUUGUGAGUGAUCUUUCCGAGACGCGGGAAAAACGUAAGACGGCUCAGGUGCGUCCCAGGUGUGCCGAGAUGCUGGUCUGGACACGGGCGAGAGGACACGAGCACCGACCAACGAAAUAGACAAAACGUACCGCAAUAAUAAAUAACGAUAAAUAAAAGUAAUAAAUCUUAGAGUGGGGAGAAACUAAGGCACGGCGAUACAACACGAGAACCAACUUAGAACAUUAUAAAACAAAAACAAAAUAUCGUAGUAACUAUAGAUAACAAUAUAUAAUGUGGAUGAUAAAUGAUUGACUUAGAAGAAACGAAGGAUCAAAACCAAACACACACAUACACAAAAAUAAAAAUAAACAUUAUAGAAGCAUUAAUGAAUAAUAUAAUGUGAAAUGAUUUAAAGAGAAACUCAACAGUCCUCCUUCCAAUGAAACAAAGCAACACACAAACAAGCAGAUAAACAAGGAGGAUAGAAUUGAAAAGAUAAAACAAAAAUAAAACAGGUCAAUAAAAUACGAUAAAAUGUUACUUACGUGGAAAAGUGAAACCUCAAGCUGAAAACACACAAUAAACAAAACAGGAAAUAUAUACAAAUAACAAUAAUGAUAAAAACAAUAAUAAUAACAAUAACAAAUGAUGAAAAUGCUGAACAAAAAAAAAUGAAAAAAAGACUUACUGAAC